AUGACGUCUUUAUGGCGGCGGACAGCAGCCAUCAAGCAAAAAAAGAUGGCGCCGAGUGAAAGCCAUCCGUAGCGAGCAAAGCGAGCGAUGUUACGCGAAGCUCUUCGCUGAUCCGUAUCACCUGGCCCGCUUGGAUGCCGCUCCUGGGCAGCGACUGUCGGCAAUUCCGUGGUGCCACAUCGGCCGGCGCAGUCGGUCGGCGAGUCGUCUCCGGAUUCGCGGAAACAGCGGCCGUCGCCAGCAGCGUCGGCGAGUAAUAAAAAUAACAAGCCGAGGCGCUUUGUAUCCCCCUUCCGCGACGACAUGGCGGGUCGCGGAGCGCUCAAGUCCCAGCCCGGCUCGGCCGCCUGCUCCUACGAGGGAUUUGACAAGCUGACCAGCAGCACGCUCAAGAGGCACCCCAAGAUGGAACUAAGUAAAACCGACCUCCUCAAGCUACUCAGCGUGCUUGAGGGUGAACUUCAGGCUCGAGAAAUUGUGAUUGCUGUACUGAAGGCCGAGCAGGUGAAGCAGCUACUGUACCCGCGAAAGGCGGGCGCCAACGGGGCAUCGGGCAGCGACCCCUGGGCAGCCCUGCAACGGGACGUGCUCAAUGCCUACGAUGGGCGAUUCGACAUGACCUCGGUGCGAGCUCUACACGGUCUUCAACUGCACCACUUGGAGCAACUCAUCGCGUUGCACCGCCGGGUCCAGGCGCGCAACAGAGACGAGCUCCGAGCAUUGGAACAGCGCUGUGCAAAGCUGUGCCGAGAGCUGGAAGAGGAGAAAGGGAAGCGGGCGCAAGACACGGCCCAGGGCGACAACGUGACCUUUCUGCUAGAAAAGGAACGGGAGCACCUUCGCCACGAGGUGGACCUCGAGAGGCAGGAGAACCGGAGGCUCGAGAAGGACCUCCAGCAGGCAAACGAGGCGCUCGAAAUGGAGCGAAAUCGACAGAAACAGAUGGUCUUGCUUCUCCUGGCCGAACGAAAGCGGUUAAUCGUGCGGCUAAUCCAGGAACGGCAACGGGGAGACCAACUUCUUCAGGGCUUAAAGGACGAAAAGGCGCGGUCGUCUGAGAUGGUGGAAGGCCUGGAAGAGGAGAGUAAACGGUCGCUCCAGAUGGAGGAAGAAUUGGAGCGGCAAGCAGCGGAGUUCGAGCUGGAGCGAGAACGCUUCCAGACGCAGGUGGCUGAGCUGAAGGCACAGAAUGCCCAGCAGCAGGUGGAGCUGGAGCGGCUACGGCAGGAGGCGGAGCGCUUGGUUCCACCCCCCGCACCCGCACCUCCGCCCCUCGGAGAGGGGGUCCGCAGUGCCACCAUCAUUACCCCUGCCAGCGCACCUGCACCCACUGUCAGGGCGGCUGUUCCCACUCCGACCCCACCCAGGGGCGUGGCAGUCGGCCCCAAGCUCCCACCCUCGGCAACCAAGGCUCCACCCCCGACCGUGCCACAGGUGCCGCCAAAGCCCACUCCCGACCGAACUCUGGUCAAAAAGCCAGUAGGCCCGACGACGCCAGGCACAGCCGGCAUAGCGUCGGCGACCGGGACCAUUCUGAGGCCCACCCCGCCCCCUGUGCCACCAAACAAGCCUGUGCUACAGCGCAAGGACCUGGGACCGAAACCUCCCGUGCCACCUCGUACGGUGCCAGACACAGCACAGGUGGGUGGUGGCUUCACUUCGAGCCCCGCCCGUUACAUUCGCUGCAUGAUGACGUCGGCAACAGAGAGGGUGGGGCCUGCAACAGCUUCUGCAUCGGGCCUGGAUCUGAUUGGACCCGAACUAGCCGACUUUCAGAGCCUUCUGGUCUCCAUGGCAAUGGAUAAGCCGAACAGUCCACUGCGCGGUGGUUCCUAGAGGGCUGUAGAUGUCCCUCAGUUUCUUUCCUAUUCAAUCAUCAGCCCUCGAUAGGGUGGAGAGCAGAACCAUCAACAUUAAUAGCUGUGGAUUGUGAGGAAGCAUUAGGAUAACAGCUAGCUGCUGACUGGGCAUCCUAACUUUCAGAAUAUGAUGAAGUCGGGUGGCGUGCAGAGGUGAUAAAUUGCUGGGACCGCUUGUCUUUUGCUACGUCCCCUUUCUUCCCACCUGUGCGGCAGCUCGGCGCAUACAAAACCAUGCAGAGUGAAUGCCUUUGGAAUGCCUCCGCCUCGCUUGCGGGUUGGACGCUUCUGGUGGAUGCUUUGGCCCCCCCUCCUACCCCCUGCUGCUGCUGCUGCUGCUGUCGCUGUUCCUUCCGUGCACCUUCGAUCGCUUUGGUCUGGUCACAUCGUCAACGACGACGCCUGAAGACGAGAGAAGGUAGUGCCAUGAACAAGUCUGCCGUUAACAAGGACUCGCAGAGGCCUAGUUUUGUCCUGAAUAGUGGGAAAGGAACACUAAAGCAUCAGGCUGGGACUGCCAUGUUGUACUGACUGCAGACAUUGCAAACUGGUGACUAUUUUCAGACUGUAGGGAUUCAGUGAUGCCAGGAAAGCGACGGGGAAAUGAUAGACAAGUUGGUAAUGUGCAUUCAAAUCCUCGAAGCAACCCUUUGUGAUGUCACAGGCUCUGGCAACAUUCUGUAUGGGCCAACAGUUACCAUUUACCUUUACAAAAACACCAUACCUUUAUGGCUAUAACACCACCAUGAAUAUGAUGUGAGAGUCGACUUUUCGCAACUCAGUGAAAAAAAUUUUGCAUAGCCAUAGUUGUAGGUUUAAAACAAAAUACAUUUAUCACAACCUUAUGAGAAAUAUGGGCUGUGGGUAAUGGCUAGUGCUAUAUGUAAAGACAUGCUGCUUUGGAAUGCAUGUGCUUUGGGCCACUGCGUCCAAAUAGUUAGGGCUUUGUAAAUGCUGGACUGCUUUGAGCUCUUGCUUUCUUUCCACAUCCUGUUGCAUUCAUCUGUAGUGUCGCUACGCCAUUGAAUUUGGCUUUUCUGCGAAACUCGGUGGUCUGAUGCUGAAGCCUCCUGCUGCCGUUUGUCUAAAUGCGAAAUUUUGAAAACAAUACUAGCUUCACUGUAUUCAGAGCAUGCUUGCAAAUUUAAUGUGACAUGCUUUCUAAAGCCGCUAGUUAUACUUUAAAAAAUCUUGCGUUAUAUUGAUGUGAAUCGAGUAUUAACUUGCUGCUCAGAAAUAAAAGUAAGCUUAACCUGG
Dermacentor silvarum is the source of this 3116-nucleotide messenger RNA. Its product is annotated as CTTNBP2 N-terminal-like protein. The transcript is spliced from 9 exons. The record is from RefSeq and is a predicted model, not a curated record. Lineage: Eukaryota; Metazoa; Arthropoda; Arachnida; Ixodida; Ixodidae. Bases 304 to 1836 code for a protein of 510 amino acids.